This is a messenger RNA of Dermacentor andersoni, 486 nucleotides long. NCBI's taxonomy places the organism in Eukaryota, Metazoa, Arthropoda, Arachnida, Ixodida, Ixodidae. The record is from RefSeq and is a predicted model, not a curated record.
AUGUUUGCCAAGAUCAUGGUCGCUACCCUCCUCCCCGUCGUCCUCUCUGAGGGUCCAUUUGGACCACAGGGUCGCUUCUUCGGCGGAUUUCGCGGACCUCUCGUUGGAGCAGCCGCCACCCCAGGCAUCUCCUCGGUCGAGCCAGUCUACCCCCCGCAGCCAUACAGCUUCGGCUACGAUAACGUGGACGAGUUCGGCACGCAGUCCUACCACAAGGAACAGAGUGACGCCAACAACGUUAAGACCGGUACGUAUGGCUACCGCGACGCCAGCGGCAUCUACCGGCGAGUGUCGUACGUGGCUGACGCCAAUGGCUUCCGCGCCACCGUCAAUACCAACGAGCCGGGAACGGCCCCUGGCUACAGCGCUGACGCAGUCUUCAAUGCCAAACCGGUCCGCGUUCCUGCUGUGGCAAAGUCAGCGUCAGCUCCGGUCCCUACAUAUGCUGCACCAUUUGCCUUCGGCCAGGCUCCCUGGUCCGGCUAA